AUGAAAUCGUUAUGCGCUCCGGUAUUAACCAUACAAAGAAGUGAUGGAGUUACUGAUCGCUCUCUUCUCCUAGCCAGUAAUGGUUGUAUGGUUGAUUCUUAUCGGAAGGAUCACAAUGAACUAUUGGUUUCACAGCAACAAACGUGUGUUUUUGAAGAAAGAAAAUGCAAUAUAUAUGGGUUGACUUAUCUCGAUAAACAAGAUAUUUUAUUUGCCUAUGGCGAAAAGUUGGUAGCCGUUAUACGUCAGUUUUCCAGCAUUCCGCAGAAACAAGUAUUUAUUUCUAAAGAUUGGAUCCAAGCCAUGUGUGUCUUCAAUAAACUGGAGGAGCCAGGACAUUCCUUAGAGUUAGUAACACUGUCUAUCAAUAACGCAGUACAACUUUUCCGGCUGGAUGUUUUUGAUGGAAGUUCAGAUGUGGACAUUAAAGAAGUGGUAACUGUGAGAUCAAAUCACCGAGUUGUCAUAAUGCAUUCAAUUUUGGAUGGCGAUUGUUGGAACACUCUUCGCACGAUAAUUGGUACCGUUACGGGUGAUAUAAUCAUUUCUUAUCCUUCCAAGUCUUCGUCUCCUUUUCACUUUCUAAAAUAUCAUACGGGUAUGAUUUUCGGUUUACUUAUAAAAUGUAAUUUCCUAUUUUCGAUAUCGGAUGACAGAAGCUUACAUAUGUGGUCCCUGCAUAAUGCUCGCCAUCUACAUGAAUGUUACGGACAUUCAACAAGGCCACUUUCCAUUUGUGGUGGACCGCAAAAUGUGGUAUUCACCGGAGGUCAAGACGGAAGCAUAUGUAUGUGGCUGUUUAGCGAAUCGUUUGUUUCGCUUUUAAAGAUGAUACACACAGGAUAUGGUUUUAUUCGUUCUCUUCUAUUUGUAUCGCGAGAACUGUUCUUCGGCACAGAUAAUGGGUUCUUUGGAUCUAUCACAUUUCCAGAAAAUAUAGAAAAUAUGCAAACCGUGGAUGUUAUUUUUCCAAGUCUAUCAGUGCAGUCAUUCGUUGCACUUUCACGGCAGUGCUAUUAUAUUUUGGACUCAGAAGGAACACUGUAUGAAACAAACGCAGUUUCCUUAAAUAAAAUAUUGCGGUGCAGUUCUGCUAGAUCAAACUCAUUAAAAUUAUCACCAUGCCGAGGAUACGUAGCUCUUUCGGAAGACCGAAAAUUGCAUAUAAUAAGAGUUGAGGAUCACAAAUGCACUUUUUUUUGUGCUGUUGAUCAAAUAUUGGAUUUGUUUUGGGCUGGCAGUUGUUUAUUUCUUUCAUUAUUCAACUUUAAAUAUAUACUUCUUCACUUAUCAAAAAAUAUGUUAGGAUGGACGAAUCAUACUUUGCGAAUAGAUCUGCAGGAAAUUGUUUCCUGUAUUGUUAUUCACACCGAAGAACUUUUUCUGGGUACACGCAAAGGUUCGAUCGUUGCUGUGCAUAAUCUCGAGAUGAAGCAGAUAAUAAAACGGGCCCAUGGUAAGAAUGGUGUUACAGACAUGAAAUUAUGUAAGACGAAAUUACUGUCUAUUGGACGUGAUGGAAAAAUGUGCAUUUGGAAGAGAGGAAAUCCACUACAGUUGUUGUCUUGGUCUAAACCUUCCACUGCAGUCGAAAUGGAAUGGCCAUGCAGGUUUUUUGAAACGACAAAUCAGCUAUAUGUGGCAGGGUUUCGGGGGGGCAAUUUUAUUCUGGUAAAUUACGAUAGUGGACACUGCGUUUGUGAUGUCUGGUGUGGAGGAAGGCGUCGCUCUUGGUCGCUGUCAGUAUUGGAAGAAAAUAGAAAUUGUGAAGAGCCGAAAUCAUUGUGUUUUGAGUUUGUUGCAAAAAGAAGGAUUUCAAGAAUUAUAGUUUAUAUGAAUGAUUUACAUGUAAUUAAGCCUAAUUUGCAUUUAUCCAGCAUUACAUGUAUAGCGGUUAUAAAAAUUAAUCAAAAAGAAUUAUAUGUUACUGGUGGCAUUGAUGGUAUGCUUGUUUUGUCCAGAUUUAUCAAUUCAGGAUCUGUUGAAGUAAUACAGCGAUUGCAAGCUCAUUCGUCUUCAGUGUACUGUAUUUUUGCGAUGGAUUUAUACCUUAUUUCUGUUGGAGGAAAAUCUGAAAUUUUUAUUUGGCAUCUAGAAGCUGGAAACCUUCAGCAAUUUUUUAACACUCGUAUUAAAAGGGACUGUAGAUUGUUAAGUGCUCGAUUCAUAUCAGUCAGUCCUUGCAUUCGAUUCCUGGUUUCAUGCUCGGAUGGAAGACUAAUGAUUUACGAAUUGAGCAGGGCUUUGGAUUCAAAAAAACACUCAGUUUUGUUUGAAUCGAUUAGUGGUGAUGGAAUUAUGGUUAAAGUUUCUUGCGCUUCUUUAAGUGAUAGCUUUCUCUGCAGUGCUAUCUCAUCCACAGGAAUAUUAUACAUCUGGAAUUUUUCCGAAUUAGUUGAUGUAAAAGAUCAGAGAAGGAUCGAAGUGGAAAAGUGUGGACUUAGUGCAUUGAGCAUGUACAACGAAAAUGAGCUUCUCUAUGUUGGUGUGGGCUCUGAAUCGGGCACUAUCAACGUGUUUCAAAUCGAGAAAAAUUGGGAAUUCGUAAAAAGUGUCAACUAUUGGCAUGGUGCAACGUGCACAGACUUGCUUCUUCACCGAACCUCAGAAUCCUUUUUGGUAUUUUCAAUUGCAUUAGACUGCAGAUUAGCAGUAUUCGUCUAUUCUCCUGCUCAUCAAACGUUAAGUUUCCAGCAGUCUGUGUUAUUAAGUACUACCGAUCCAUCAUCAUUGAUCAUUUCGGCUGUCAAUAAUAAUAUUGUGAAGUGUGUCAUAGUGGGCACAUCAAUCUGUCUCGUUCACUUCGAUAAAUCUCCCCCACACUUUUGUGAUGCAAUAACUGAUAUUGAUUUCUAA
This is a messenger RNA of Cercopithifilaria johnstoni, 2856 nucleotides long. Lineage: Eukaryota; Metazoa; Nematoda; Chromadorea; Rhabditida; Onchocercidae. The record is from the annotation of a GenBank genome assembly.